Pseudophryne corroboree (corroboree frog) is the source of this 2810-nucleotide messenger RNA. Its product is annotated as oocyte zinc finger protein XlCOF7.1-like. The coding region runs from base 282 to 2069 and encodes 595 amino acids. The transcript is spliced from 12 exons. The record is from RefSeq and is a predicted model, not a curated record. Lineage: Eukaryota; Metazoa; Chordata; Amphibia; Anura; Myobatrachidae.
UGCUGCUUCUGCAGAUGGAGAGCUGUGCUCUGAUUGGCUCGCUGAGUCAGUGAGAACCAUUCAGAGCUAGCAGUGGGCCCUGUUGCCUAGCAGCAGCCCAGGGAGGGGAGAGAGUGAGGGGACUGAGCUGGCUCAUGUCUGACAGCCUCCAACGCACCUAGGAAGUUUCCUUGAUACAGACACAGCAGCCCAGGGGAGGCAUAGCAAAAACAAUCCACCAGUGUCCGUCUAUCAGCCGGUGACACAUCCUGCUGCAGGGAGACGUCACCUGAAGACCAGCCAUGGAGGUCCAGGUCCUGGAACAUAUCCGGCACUCGCUACUGAGUGACAGAAACAAAGACGUGAUCAUAGACAAGCUGCUGAGUCUCACCAUGGAGAUUAUCUGUCUGCUGACUAGAGAGGAUUUCAUUGUUGUGAGAAAGUCGGGUGACCAGGUGACAGACAUCAGCGGCCCCCCUGUGUCAGACAGAAGCAGCGGCACCCAGAGUCCAAACACGGAGGCCUCGCCUCAUGCGCCAACAGGGGAGAGGAACCGUGACCGGAAUAUCCAGCCACCUACUGAGGUAUAUCACAGAGAGACAGGAAAGGUGCCUGGGAAGUGUAAGGAUGUGGAGGUCUCGUUCUCUGUGACAGAGUGGGACUGUUCAGGCGGACACAAUGACGUUGUAAUGGACCCUCCGCAGCUGCGUGACUCAGUGGGUGAGUGUAGCUCUAGAAGCCCACCAGGACGAUGUGAGACCCCUCUGUACUCUGGGGAUUAUAUAAAGGAAGAGAACCGGAUUGUCAUAGAGGAUUAUCAGGAUGAGCCGGGACACGGGGUGUAUCACCCGCAGUGUAAGGGAGAGGAGCCCGUCCCUGAUCCCACCAGCUCAGGUGGGUGCAGCUCUAGAAAUCCCGCAGACCCCUGUGAGACCCCUCUGUACUCUCCGGGCUGUAUAGAGGAAGAGAACAGGACUGUGACACAGGAAUAUCAGGAUGAACCGGGACACGUGAUUUAUCACCGGCAGUGUAAGGAAGAGGCCGUUCCUGCUGAGAUCAGCCCAGGUGGGUGUAACCCUACACACCCCGCAGACCCAUGUGACACCCCUCUCUAUACUCCGGGGUGUAUGGGAGAAGAGAACAGGAUGAUCAGCCAGGAUUAUCAGGCUGUGCCAGGAGACGGGAUGUGUUACCAGCAAUGUAAAGAAGAGGACGUUCCUGCUGAGAUCAGAUCAGGAACUGAGGCCGGUGUAGAGCUGGAUGCUGGUGAUCAUCGGGGGCUGCAGGAAUUCCUCCCAGAGUCCAGUGCAGGUCCGCACGCCUCCUCACACUACCCUGAGAAGACACAUCAGUGCUCGGAGUGUCAGCAAUGUUUCCCUAAUCAUUCAGCCCUCGUCACCCAUCAGCAAACGCAUAGCACCAGUAAUCUGUAUAGAUGCUCAGUAUGUGGAAUGUGUUUCAGCUCCAAAUUGGUUCUUACCGCCCACCAGCGAUGUCACACCGAGGACAGAUUGUCCCAUUGUUACAGUGGGAAAUCCUUGCAACAGAGGUCACAUAAGAGGACUCACACCGGGGAGAGGCCAUUUUCAUGCCCGGAGUGCGGGAGAUGUUUUACCAGCAGGUCUGGCCUUACUGCGCACCAGUGGAUUCACUCUGGUGAGAAGCCGUUUAAGUGCACGGAGUGUAGCAAAUGCUUUGCCUGGAAAUCCAACCUUGUCACACAUCAGCGCACUCACACCGGGGAGAAGAUAUUUUCCUGUCUGGAGUGCGGGAGAUAUUUUACCAGCAGGUCUGCCCUAACUGUGCACCAACAGACUCACUCUGGCGAGAAGCCCUUUAAAUGCUCUGAAUGUGGCAAAUGUUUUUCCCUGAAAGUCACCCUUACCACACAUAAACGUAUUCACACCGGGGAGAAGCCGUUUCAGUGCACAGAAUGCAGCAAGUGCUUUGCACAGAAAGCCGAUUUUAUCAAGCAUCAGCGCACUCACACCGGGGAGAGGCCGUUUGUGUGUGCCCGGUGCGGCCGCUGCUUUUCUAAUGGCUCAAACCUUAGUCGACAUCAGAGGGUUCAUACUGUUCUAACUGAAUAAACUGCCCGUCACAAGCAUAACAUGGUUUGUUUUAAUAAACUGGCGGAAAAAGGGGACAGCUUUUGGCACCAUUUUAAGGCGCAGGGCUACAAUUUUGUUCCUCAAUCCUGUGCACAGAAGGUGCUGUGUCCACAUUAUGGAUCCAUCUAGAAAUGCGCUUAGUAGAUACAGUGAAAACAUCAGUUGAUUUUUUGUUUUUGUUUUGUGUUAUAUUGGGUAUGAGAGUGACGGGACAAUUCAGUGACUUUUGUGUAUGAAUGUAGUGAUCACUUGGUCUGCACCUACUUCCACCCACCUACCGUCCCAUUUUUCAGCAGUUCCCACCCCCACUCUGUAAGGGUUUAAUUAGAUGCUUGCAAAUCAAAUAUAAGAAAUAUAUGUGUGUUUUGAACCUUAAGCAGUUUAUAGUUAUAGCAGAUAUUAGGCAGAUGAGUUCUCUAAAAAACAGACGUGUCUCUACGCCAACAAGUCCCAGUAAUUAGAAGUGGAAUAUUUCAGCCGUCCAACCAUGAGGGAACACUGAUAACAACUACAGGAUACAACUCCCUGGACUAAGAGACUCAUGAGAACUUGCUGAAAUGCAGAAAUUUGUAAUGUUGCUAAAAUGUUCUGUAUUGUUCUUUAGAAAUUUGUAGUUAUUACCAAACCCCUUUGUGACGUAUUCUUUAUGUGAAACUUUGCCAUAACUAGAAAGUAAACGAGCACAGCCCAGAAUCAGCCUUGACAUAGAUACUGCGUUUG